Molecule: messenger RNA, 2766 nt
Organism: Exaiptasia diaphana
Lineage: Eukaryota; Metazoa; Cnidaria; Anthozoa; Actiniaria; Aiptasiidae
Product: trafficking protein particle complex subunit 10
Exons: 13
Coding region: 128-2380 (750 amino acids)
Biological process (GO): intra-Golgi vesicle-mediated transport; early endosome to Golgi transport
Cellular component (GO): TRAPPII protein complex
Source: RefSeq, a predicted model, not a curated record
GAGCGGAAGGGUAAAUUUGUACUUUUUUACAAUUUUAUAACAAWUUUUCGUCUUUCAAGAUACUCUUUGGAUUCACUAUGGGUAGCUGUUAAAUAUUCUAGCUCGAAGAACCAAGAKCAGUGAUAAAAUGGACUUAAAACCGAUUGUAACUUGUUUUGGUGAGAGUAGCGUGUACAAGCAGCUUAACCCGGAACUAGAGAGAAGGUUGCCAGAUAAUGCCACUGAAUGGCGAAGGUCUUAUGGYAGACCRCCAAAGACAGUCAAGCUCAAAGCCAAGUUUGURAACUUACAAGAAAGCAUGCUUAUUGGGAAUAUUGAAAAUGCAUCUACACUGCAUCGGCAGCCAUUUUUCCACAUCUACUGGACUGAUUGCCAGGAUGUUGAUGAAUACAAAAGCAAGAUCAAAGACAGCAUCAAUGAAUGGCAAAGAAAGCUGAAAGACAGAGGCAUUGUAGACUUYCUGAUAAUCCAAGUCAUAGCUGCUGAAUCAAUCAAAGGGAACAAAGCCAAGAUACAGUUCAGAGGGUCUGUCUUUGAUAAGGUUAAGAGUGACUUUGGUGGCAAGAAUAAUGACAGGGUAUUUUCUGUUGUGUCAGACCCCCCAANAAUGAAGGAGAGUCAGUUUACAAAGUCUGUUGAGUCCUGGCAGAGUCUGGUCUCCAAGUUAAGACAACUACURUUGAUCUCAUUUAACCGACACUUAGGCAAGUUUGAAGACAAUGUCAGAGCUUUAAGAGAGAAGAGAACAGAGUCCAGAUGGAGCUUUACUACGUAUUUCUUACUUCAUGAAGAGCUAGCCUUUGUGUUUGAGAUGAUGGGUCUAUAUGAAGAAGCUCUCAUUCAAUAUGAUGAAAUCGAUGCCUUGCUCACACAGCUUAUCAUCAACUCCAAAUAUGGAGAAUCACUAGCAUGUAUUGAUAUCUUCAUGAGAGAGUGUAAAUGUUGUGAUGGCGUCCCAAUGUCAAGCGGACCACAAGCCUUUUUACGGGAAUUAAUCAAGACUCAAGAAGCAACUUUUGUGGAUCUUCUUAAAUUGGUUGAAAAAUCAUUUAAGAAUGAAUUUAAAUUCUUCAAUUUUUUCACUUGUUACUUUCUUUCAGAUUUACUUGUCGGUGUGUCUCAACGUAUUGGUGCCGCCAUCUCAGUAGGCCCAGGCACAAUCGAAGAAGGUUCUAAACUCGAAAUAACCUCGAAAACACAACUAAAAUUCCACUUAGUCUCUGGAAACGCAUACGGCUCCUCUAACCUCGAACUAAAUCCUGAAAAAAAUCAAAGACCAUAUAAGGUCACAUUCCCAUCAUUCCACGAGGGCGAGGAUCCUACGUCAUCAGUUGCCAUAGUGACGCUACCAAAGUGCGGACCUUAUGAGAAACUAGAGUUUGAUCUGAUUGUAGAAGCAGGGCUGAAUAAGCAGAGUGAGCAGAUGGAGGAAGUGGAGCAUAAUAUGACGUUCUGCUGUAAAUGGCUGCAGCCGGCGACUGUUUCUGAGGUUGUUUGCUCAUUUAAGCGACCACUUACAGCCAGACACGUCCUGCACUGCAGUAAUGACCAACGCUUUGUGCAAGUCAUAAUUKCUGGMAAAAGCUCUCUCCAUGUAAAUGAGCCAGCACUGACAUUGAUUGAUUGUCCAGCGGUGAAGGCAGUCCCUGUCAAUCCCGUGACCUCGUUCGACGUCAACGACACRCAAGAGACGUCACUAUUAUGGAAACUAGAAAACAUUCAAGCGAUAGAUUUGCCACAGUUAAUCAAAUGCGAGAUACGAAUGCAAUUUACAAGAAAUAAUAUCGAAGAACCAAAUGGGUCUUCAUAUUACGUUUAUGAUUUCCAAGUGGAGGCUACGAAGACCCUUUAUACCAUCCAUUCAGCUAUAGAAGCUCCAGGAAUAGACCACAAAUUACACCAAGGUUCAGCAUGUAAACUGAACGUAAAGAUCGUUAACUUAUCAAAAGCAGAUCAAACCUCUACAUCCUCUCAGAAAUGUGAUUUGCUCUACGAAAUCGAUGUUGAUACCAAUYUAUGGAUGAUUUCUGGGAAAAAUAGUGGCGUCGUUGCUAUGCCAACUGUUUUCAUGGCAACUUGUGACGUCACGUUAGACGUCAUACCCCAGACUGGAGGGUAUUUGCCACUUCCGGAUGUGCGACUGAAGUCGUACGAGAGGCCUGGAGUAGAGGAAACUGCAAAAGUGGAACAUAAAGAAAACGAUUUAGAAAAGGAACAAAGUUCAGAAUCAGUUUCUGGACAACAGCAAAAAUCAAGCUCAAAAUCAGCAAAUUCACCAAGGGAACCACCGGUUGUAAAGCCGUUUAAGUGCGGCCAGGUUUACAACGCAACUCAAGCCAUUCAAGUGCUAGUGUUGCCUAGCAACACUGACAGCUCUUAAUAAAAUGAUCCAAUCAGAUGGCGGAGCUGUGAAAUGACCAAGCCGAAAGGCAUUCAAGUGUUAACAUACUUUUGAAAUAACACAUAAAAAGAAAUGUCAUAAAGAAAUAUUGUUGCGUAUGAAGAUACGAUAUUUUCUUGUUGACAAGGAUGCAAGAGAUUAAUUAGAAACGUUUAAAUAAAGUGGAAAUACUGCUAUUCACACGAUAAAUUUUUUCUUGUGAACAAAAUCCACACAAUCCACGCUUCUAGGCGUGUUCUCUCGCGUGUUUUGAUACAUUAUCAAACACGGAAAUCCGUUUUACUUAAAUAAUUUAUAAACCUAUAAGAUUAUUAUGCCACGUUCCACAUGAAUUGAAAAAUUUGAAUAAACAAAAGUGUUCAUUA